Messenger RNA from Trichophyton rubrum CBS 118892, 315 nucleotides. RefSeq lists its product as uncharacterized. The record is from RefSeq and is a predicted model, not a curated record. The transcript has a single exon. Lineage: Eukaryota; Fungi; Ascomycota; Eurotiomycetes; Onygenales; Arthrodermataceae. Bases 1 to 315 code for a protein of 104 amino acids.
AUGCGGCUAAUCUCGCUUGGGUAUAAAAUCGAAACCUCAAAAAACAUGCCCGAACGACAUCGCAAGAAUCGGGAAGACUUGAUAUCCCAAGAAGUCGAGAAUAAAUGUAUAACUUCGCUUGAAUUUCAGCCUGUAAGGGCCAAGAUUAGUAUAGAUUGUCCUCUGCAUCUUUAUAUCCUCUUUCUUCCCGCCGUUCGCGUAGGAUUUGCCGGAUUGCGCGGUUGCUCUCCCCACGCACAUUCGAGGUCUCCCUAUGUUCGACUCUGUCCAUUCUUGCUUCUUCUUUAUCAAGCCAUGCCUGGGCUUUCAGAAUAA